Molecule: messenger RNA, 1052 nt
Organism: Aureobasidium pullulans EXF-150
Lineage: Eukaryota; Fungi; Ascomycota; Dothideomycetes; Dothideales; Saccotheciaceae
Product: cyanamide hydratase
Exons: 2
Coding region: 111-836 (241 amino acids)
Source: RefSeq, a predicted model, not a curated record
CGUACCACUUGGUAUAUAACCUAUCGGUCUGCCUAACUGGGAGGAAACCAGAAGCCCAUCACAAUCAUCAACCAUCAAUCCAGCUAUCAGAUCACCAGAUCAGUGAAACGAUGUCUGCCAACGAGACUAAGACCAACGGAUGGACCGCCGUCCCCGUCAGCGGAAAGCAGAUCUUCCAAACCCGUGGAGACAUAAGCACUCCCACUCCAGUCACUGUCGCCGACGUCUACUUCCCAUCCGACGUAGCCCUAGUCGCAGAUGCUCAAGCUUUCGUCAAAAAGCGUCUUUCGCCUGAAGCAUUCAACCACUCGAUGAGAGUUUUCUACUGGGGAUACGUGAUCGGCAAGCAACUUCUCCCCGAGUACGCCGCAGAGCUCUCGCCUGUGACUUGGGCGCUCACCUGUCUGCUGCACGAUAUCGGUACUGCCGAGGACUAUUUCACCUCGACCAGGAUGUCCUUUGACAUCCACGGUGAUAUCAAGGCCAUGGAAAUCCUCAGGGACCUCGGAUCCACCAAAAAUCAAGCUGAGGCUGUAGCUGAAGCCAUCAUUCAUCAUGAGGACAUGGGCGUCGAUGGUACUACUAUUUUCAUGGGACAGCUGAUUCAGCUCGCCACUUUGUACGACAAUGUUGGCAAGUACGAGAGUGUCGACAGCUUUGGCGACAUCACCCACGAAACCACGCGUGAUAACAUCAACAAGACUUACCCAAGCAUUCGUAGGUGUCCUUGGUUUGCGGAGAUUGUUCGUAAGGAGGAAGGAGACAAGCCUUGGUGCCACACUACUCACAUCCCGAACUUUGACAAGGAGAUGGAAGCCAACACUCUUCAUGAGUAGUGGGAGUAGGUUUUGUCAUUGACCUUGUCACUAACUCGCGUCGACAAGGUGGCGCCCUUGCAGUACGCAGAAAAGCUUGUAUCUUGGAGCAAACAUCGAGGUGUUGAGGGCUAUCGAGCGGGACGGAGCAACCGCUAUUAUAGCUUGAGGUAAGAUAGAGGACGAAAGCUUCGAAUACUGAAGAACGCAGACCGCGACGUCCCUGAUAGCUACCUC